AUGUCGUUCGCGGCGAACAUGUAUCUAUAUUUAGCUGAAGGUUAGUGCAUUCAGUCACUCCGCAUUCACGUGUCUCUCCUCCAGGAAUAGUAAUUUGUGUGACGAACAUCACCCUCAUCUGGUGCAUUCUUUCCGAUCACCGCAACCGACGACGGCGGGAGUUCCUCCUCGUGGCCGCUCAGGCACUCACUGACAUCUUCUACGGAGUCGCUUUCAUGUUAAUUGCUAAUCUUAGGCUAGGACUAUUCUAUGAAAACAAAUGUGCGUCACUGACUUGUCCAUGUUCCUUCAUUUUAUCAUUCCGUUACAGUAACUCUGACCGUCCCCACUUCCGACUGUGCCUUCAUUCCUGCCCUUUGGCUGCACAACUUGGCCACUCCUCUUCUAGGACUCCUUCCGCUCACCACUUCCAUCAACUUCCUCGUCUGUUCUGUGGCUCCUCUCUGGUACAUGAGAGCUACUCACAUUUACACACUCUUCUUGCUUUCUGGUGAGUUCCCAUUCCUGUUCAUUUCCUCGUCAUUUCACUUUUUUAGUUCCGCUCUCAGUCACAAUCUCCCUGGUCUCCAUAAAUGCUCUUCUGAUGGUCGAAAAAGAGAAUCCGAUCGCCGCUCUCUGUAUUGCUGCGAACGGAGCCGCGCAUCCGAUUGUCUAUCACGUAAUGCUCUUCUUCCGAAUAAUGGCCAACUUGGCAUCUGCCCUCAUCUACGGACUUAUUAUUUUGUACUUGAAAAAGGUGAGUUCCAAUUGAGUAAAUAUUGAGCACCUAAUUGUUCUCAGAACCACGGCGGAUCCCUCAGAGAGCUGUCCCCACAGCAGCUGAAAAUGCAUCGGAACGCCAAAAUCACCCUGGGACUGGUGACUACAAACUCAAUUAUUCUUCUUUUUUUCCCUGAUAUUCUACUUUUUGCUAAUCCGUGGAAUAUCACCAAAGCCUAUUCAACUCCGUUGUAUUCGAUGACUCUGAGCAAAGUGAGCACUUUUUCAUUGUGAAUUUACCCUCGCAUUCCUCGUUCAGACAAUGAUCAACUUCCUCAUUUAUAUGAUCCGUUAUCGAGAACUUCGGAAUAUAAUACUUCUGAAAGUGAUCGGAUGUCUCCCGAAGAAAUGGAGUGUUCCUCUUUCCGUUCGGGUUCGGAGUACGAACGAAGCAUCGAAUGCGCCCAAAGGGACGUUUGUUACGAGGUCGUCGGUGCAAAUUCGAGAAGGUUACAGACAAAUGGAAUAUCCGAAGCAUCCAGAGCAAUUACAGGUUCAUCGGAACAUCGGAAGAGCAUUAGAGGCCGGCGUUCCAGUUCUAUCAUCGCUUUCCCAAAGUCCAGAGUCGUCCCGAAUGUGAACGAAGUACCGGUCGGCCCGUAUCACUUGCCACCACUGCCCAAUCGGAGUUAA
This is a messenger RNA of Caenorhabditis sp. 36 PRJEB53466, 1392 nucleotides long. NCBI's taxonomy places the organism in Eukaryota, Metazoa, Nematoda, Chromadorea, Rhabditida, Rhabditidae. The record is from the annotation of a GenBank genome assembly.